GCUACCAAUAAAAGCAUUCUACUCUUGGAUUCAUUUACUUUGAAACCUAAGGGAUAAUAUCAACCCCUUUCUUUACACAUUGAGAACAAGAGAACAACAAAACCAGAGAUUUACGUGAUGCCUAUAGCUGGAGCCAUGUCCCACAUAAUACCCAAUCACAUUCUGAGGGUGGGUCAGAGUACCUGCCUGGACUCCGGUCAUGUGGCGGCUCUGGGGUGCAGUCCGAGCGCCAUGAUGGACCCCAACGGGAGUUGCAGUGAACAGGAUGACCUGGACAUCUCCCUAGAUAACCUGAACCAGCUCAUUCUGGAACUGGACCCCACGUUUGAGCCCAUGCACUUCAACAAGAGGUCCCAGUCCAGCAGCCUCCACAMAGAUGACUUCUCUCCAGAUGAAGACGUCUCCAACUGUGUGCUGGUCCCCAGAAGCUGUUCUCCAAGGAACAUCUCCACCUCCUUCUCCCCCGUCUCCCCCUCCUGCAGCAUUCCCAUCCCCCUGUCCUCUGCUUCUGGCUCCAGGUGCAGCCCCCAAAGCUCCCUGGUGUUCUCUGAUGCCUCCUCUCGCCCCCCACUGCCGUGUGGAAGUGUCGUCCGCCGGCGGCUGCCCUCAACGCAGGGAGGCGAGGUGGGCAUGUGUUCAUCCCCGGUUACCCUGCGCAUGUCACACUCUCACAGGAACAGUGCCGUCUCGAUGAUCUCCACGUCGCCCGGCUCAGAAACCAGUUACAUGAUGGGCAGCUAUCAGUCCUUGCUCAGUGACAGUGAAGGCGACAGCCCCGAGUCUCUACUCCUCUACCGCACAUCCAGCUCCUACAGCGACGUGUCCAGGUCCUCGACCAGGCCGUUCACCAACAAGCCCUCGCCGACCGGCCCAUCACCACUCGGCCACUUCCAGGGGAUCCACAGCAGCCCUGCCUCCCUGGCCGGUUCCCUGACAGACAUCCCUGUGGUGUUGGUCAACGGAGCUCCAGAGCGGGAGCUCAGCCCCCAGUCACCUCCAGAGGCAAUGGUCCCAGACAUACAGAUCAAGCAGAGGCCCAGCUCCAGGCCAUCGUCGCCAUCUCCCUCUCACUCUUUACAAGGCCAUUUCCAAGGCAACCAGCACUCCAUGAAGUUUGUCAUGGACACCUCUCAGUUCUGGUUCCGCCCACACAUCAACAGAGUUCAGGCUGAGGCCAUAGUGAUAGAUAAGGAGCCGGGGACCUUCGUGGUGAGAGACAGCACGUCCUUCAGAGGCUCCUUUGGGCUGGCUAUGAAGGUGGACCAGGUGCCUGUCAAUAAAUCCCCUACUGGCCAACCAGCGGAGGGCAGCUCAGAUCUCGUGAGGCACUUUCUCAUUGAAUCGUCGGCCAAGGGCGUCCGUAUCAAGGGUUCCUCACACGAACCAUACUUCGGUAGUCUGUCUGCCCUGGUCUUCCAACACACCGUCACUGCAUAUGCCCUACCCUGCAAACUUCUGCUCCAGUCACAUGAUCUGAACAAAGGACAGGAGGGAACAAGGUCAGCACCAGAAGACAAGACCAAGACAGCUUGCAAUUUCCUCUACCUGAGUGCAAUCCCCACUGAGAUGUUGACAGGGCCGUGUGCUGUACAAAAGGCUGUGUCCUCCACCUUCACGAUGGACCUGAGCACCAUCACACCCACCAUAGUCAACCUGAAGGUGUCACCCAAAGGUGUCACUUUGACAGACAUCCAGAGAAAACUUUUCUUCAGACGUCAUUACCCUGCACACAUGCUCAGCUACAGUGGUGAAGAUCCAGACAAGAGACUGUGGCACAAGAGUUCCAAACCAGCAAGGAUAUUUGGUAUAGUGGCAAAGGGCACUGAAGCGGGUAUGGAGAAUGUGUGCCACGUCUUCGCAGAAUACGACCCUCUUCAGCCCUGUAAUCCGACGAUUGAGUUGACACAGGGCAUAAUUUUCAAACCAUAACCUCACUCUGUCCAGWAUGGGAAGGUGAGAUAAGACAAUAUCACCAGACUGGAUGUUGGAAGCUCUUUAAAUCACUUCCGUCAACGAGGGCGCCCAGAGCCAGACCUGAUACAGAUACUCUGAUGUGUCAAUUCUCUGCCCGUGUAUGCAGGUUCGAGAUCCGAUUUAAAAGUACGCAGAAAUGAAUAGGGCCUGAUUUUUUGGGGGGAUAAAAACAACAACAUUUUAAUAAAAAAUAAAUCCACUGAGUAAAUCUAACAUCCCGAUUCUCGAGCUGCAACACACAUGUACGGAGUUUGUGUCAACAGACAUGGAGAUUAAUGCAUAAUUUCCCGACGAAGCUACCCCGUGUCUGCCCCACCUCCUGUUUGUUGUGAUGCUGGGUUUGCCGACUGUCAGCUGCACGUAAACACAUGGACAAAUCCCUUUUCGACUSCGUGUGUUGUAGAAAGGUAAACACUAAUUGUUUCAAGUAAACGUUAGUGAACAUAARAUGGACAUUCAGUGGGUUCUAAAGUGCCAGCGUUUGCUAGUGAAAGAAAUKAAAUGCAUAUAUGAAAUAUAACUGGUCGCAUUUGUGCGAGUGUGAUAUACAUUUAAUUCUGCGUCMCAUUAGUUGUAUUUUCCGCGCAACAUUACGGCAUUAGCCUAUUGCUAGAGUAACCUAGUGGUUAGAGCGUUGGACUAGUAACMGMAAGGUUGCAAGUUCGUAAUCCCCGUGCUGACAAGGUACAAAUCUGCCGUUCUGCCCCUGAACAAGGCAUUUAACCCACUGUUCCUAGGCCGUCAUUGAAAAUAAGAAUUUGUUCUUAACUGACCUGCCUAGUUAAAUAAAAUAAAGGUAAAUAAAUUACGGGGGUCACGCAACCUGAUAGUCUGUAACUGUAAKUAUGAUCCACGUCACAAAAAGCAUCACAAAAGUAUAAUCAGAAAUAAAUAUAAACAUCUUGGCAUUAAAUGGAGUCGGGAGUUUAGAAGACUGCGCGAUGAAGAAUGAAUGAGUGUCCGGUAUUAGCUAUAGAGGCAAUGCUUCUAAAAUGCCUUUGCACUAGAUUUGAGAUUUUAUCAAUU
This is a messenger RNA of Salvelinus sp. IW2-2015, 3000 nucleotides long. Its product is annotated as tensin-4. Lineage: Eukaryota; Metazoa; Chordata; Actinopteri; Salmoniformes; Salmonidae. Gene Ontology annotation, cellular component: focal adhesion. The record is from RefSeq and is a predicted model, not a curated record. Gene Ontology annotation, molecular function: protein binding.